Electrophorus electricus (electric eel) is the source of this 7402-nucleotide messenger RNA. NCBI's taxonomy places the organism in Eukaryota, Metazoa, Chordata, Actinopteri, Gymnotiformes, Gymnotidae. The record is from RefSeq and is a predicted model, not a curated record.
AACAGGCUGCCUGACACCUUUCAGCCCUCUGCUUCAGCUACUCUGGUGCAGACCUUUGAGCACUUACUGUAGAAUGGUGCCUCACUACUUCAGCCAAAACACAGCACCCUGCCCACACCGGACGGUAAACCAGACAUGGCAGUCCCUCUGCAUGUAAAGACCAUGGGAGCGACGCCGGUCCAUCUUCCCAACUGAACUGCUUUAAAAACAAACAAACGGAUUAACAGUUUAGAAGAUGACAGGAUAGCGUGGAUACUAUCAGCAAAAUGAAUCCCUCCUCUCUGGACUGGUCUAUUCAGAGCACAUUGUCAUCACUUUUCCCCCCAUUUGAGGCCACUGCUCCAACCGUCCUGAGCCAGCUCUUUCGCACCAUCGAGGAGCGUUACCAUGGUGAUGCACUGCAGUGCUUGCUGGACUACCUCAUUCCAGCCAAACACAUCCUAGAGAGUGUUCAACAAGCUGCAUGUGCUGAGUACUCGGAUGUGUUGUUCCUGUGUGAAGGCUGGCCACUCUGUUUGAGAGACCGCGUGGUGAUCCAGCUAGCCCCCAUUAACCCACUGUUGUUACGUCCUGGGGACUUCUACUUGCAGGUGGAGCCUUUUGGAGAACAGUCGGCCCGCAUAGUCCUUAAGAGCCUCCUUGUGCAAGAGGACCUACUGGCCCAGGAGAACCUGGUGGGUUUUAGGGCGCAAGAAGGCCCCACAGUAGAAGAGGCUCCCAUCCCAGAGACCUCCUACCCUUGUAUUUUUACUGAGACCUGGCUAAAGGAGGUGAACGAGGGACGUCAUGGUUACCGACUACAGCGGUGCGUGCUUACAUCUGAUCAGGGGAUUGUGAAAGUGCCCUGGACUGAAGUGGUCAACCCAGAGUUUCUGGAUAGGCCAAAGGUUAAGAUCCAUUCCGCAGCAAUGACGUCAUGCUCAGUAAUAAUGCAAGACAAUCAACCUCCUGAAGAAGAGCCUGAGUCACAGUUUACUGCAAACCAGGCUCCACUUGAAAUAGAAACCAUGAUUCUUCCAGCUAAAGAUGGGGUUGCAGUUUCAGUUCGGCUGGUGGAAAGUGGCAGCAGACUUGUUAAGGUGGAUCAGGGCAAACCUGUGAGCCAUUCCGUGGGCAAACCUGUUGGCAGGGUCUCCCCUAAUACCUGGGACAGCAGGCAUAAUCGAGAGCUUGAAGGGGAAUAUGUGGACCUCUUGGAUUUUGCCAAGGACAAAGAGGUAUUGGGUCUCAACAAAGCCAUAAUACCUACAGUCCCAGUAAAUUUCAGGCCUGCUCCGUCUCCACCAAAAAGAAACAGUGUCCCUUGUGGCCAGUCAUCAAAAGGAGCAAUGGAUAAGCUUUGCAUUCCAUGUUCAAGAAGCAAACAGUUUCCAGGAGAUUUCCAGAAGGGUUCAGAGUCCAAAUGCAGGCAUCGGCAAUCUUAUUUAGCAGCUUUAAGAAACCCUGUGAGUUUUGAGAAAGCAAGUCUGAUGGAACCCUUGGAUGAAGCAUGGCCAGGAAUAGGGGAAGUAGAACCAAGCUGUGAGGAACAAGGAGCUAACCAUGGGGUCGAGUCUUUGAACUGCUCGGCAGGCAGGAGUUCCACCCGACCGGUGCAAUCUUGCAAGAAUUUCACUCACCAAGAUCAAAAUCUAGUUCAAUCAAAUAUGACCACAAAACAUUUUGAUCAGAAUGUAACACAGCCCUUGCUUCUUGCACAAUUUCCAGAUAUUCUUCCUAAGACUAUACUGGAAUGUAAGGCAUUUUCUGACAGCAGGCACCUCUACCUGAGUGAAGUCCCAAGACAGGAACCCUGCCAAAUGCGGAGCAGUGGCCAGAAGCAUGCCAAAACCCAACACUUACCUAAAAUGGGACUGAGGGCUUUGCCUGACCAUAGCAGUCACAGACAGGAGGCCAGUGCUUCCAAAUGCCAAGGUAUAGGAAGGCAACAAAUGAAUAGUUUUCAAUAUGGACCUACAUCUCUACAAUAUGAUUUUACACAGCCUACUGGACAGAGGCCUUCUCUUUUUCACCACCCCCAGAACAAUCCGAAACUGCUUCAAGACCAAAACAGUCCUAUGGGCCAAUGGCCUUUAUAUGACAACAAGCAAUGUGGUGAAAGCUCUGUGCACGUACUGAAAACUUCAGGCAAAAGCAAGUCUAAAGGACGCUCCGUGUCCUCAGUGUCUGACACAGCCAGAGAGUGUGUGCAGGUGGAGAAGCUGACCAGCAGGAGUCUAAGUGAUGUCUACCCUGAGAUCAUCCCCAUGGUGCCAGCAAUCCAUGCCAUGCAGAGCAACAAAUGCACUGCCUUUGGCCUGGCGUCCCCAAUACUGGACAGAAAGAAAGCAGCUAAAAAUGAUACAUCUAGUCCUGGUACAGGUGAACUUAAGUCCCCUCCACUUGCGAAUGGGCUGAAGCUCCAGAGCUCCCUUGCUGAGCUGCCCUCAGCAGCACAGUCCCAAAGCCUCUCUCCUGGAUAUGCAAAUCAUCUUACUCCCCUCUCACUGGUCCCCUCCAUCAAGAGCCUUCUCCAACUGGGCAUUAUCUAUCUGCCAGGCAGUCGCGACAGAGUUGGCCGAGCCGUGCUUGAGGUCCAUGGGGGGCACACAGGCUGGGCUCGCCCCACACUCUGCCCUCUGGAGCUGUGCAGACUGCUCCUCUACCUACACUCCGUUCCCCGGAGAGCGGUGAGAGACCUUGGAUUGACAAUUGUGAUUGACAGCAGGAAGUCCCCGCCUCCCUCAGUUCUCUACAAGGCACUGCUUAUGGUGCAGGAGCAGACCCUUCAUGCUGUACACAGUAUCUUACUGUUGGUAGAUAAAGACCAAAGUCCUCGACCAGAGAGAAAACCAGGAUUACAGGUGGAUAUUAUUACAUCACUUAAAGCGCUUCAUAAGACUAUUGAAGGACAUCAGCUUUCCUCUGAACUCGGAGGAACUUUUCCUUAUAAUCACACAGACUGGCUACAAUUCCAGCAAAAACUGUCCCUCUUUGAGCUGGACCUACAGGGAGCAGUGUUACUGGAGAGAGCUAUAAAGAACCUGGACAGCAGCAAGAAACAGACGCUACAGGAUGUAAAGAGCCGUAUCCAGGAGCAGAAGAGUUUAAUGAGAGAGGUACUGGAGGACGGACGUAUGGUCACUCUUCAAAGGGAAGGCGGUGCUAUGUUAGCCAGAAUGCGCAAGGAAGAGUUUCGAUUUGCCCAGUCUGAAGAUUACAGAGACUCCAUGGAGGCUGUGACUUGUUUGUAUAACCAAGUGGAGGAGGGAGUCCACACACUGGUGAUAAGGUCUAACCAGUCACUUCAGCGCCUUGACCAUGUGCUCAUACUGAGAGAAACAGAAGAGGAACUCAAUGCUACCAGGAUGUGGUGUAAAGAGGAAGAACAACAAUGGCUGAAAGACCAUAAAUUGUUGGAAGAAACUAGGGAGAGACUGGAGCAGAGACUAGCAGAUCUUCACACUGUCCUCACACAGGCAAAGGAAAAAAAAGAGAAACAACUGAUGCUGAUCAAGGAUGUGGAGAAAAAGAUCCAGGGAACAAAUUAUCCUGAGACCGACAUUUUUCACCAUAACACAAUGAAGUUCAAGACCAAUAUGGCUGCAUUCCAGUUACAGGCCGAGCAGUAUAAAUCUGACCUGGAGUCAUUUAUCAGUCUGUAUCAUUUCUGUGAGAAGGCUUUAUCUCUGACCAAAGAAUGCAUUCACUAUCUGGAACACAUGGAGAUGGGUUCAGGGAAGGCCCAAGUAAGCAAGCUGAAGAUCUUUGAAGAGAAACUUCGAGCUUUUUCACCCUGGCAUUUUGAGGAGGAGAGAACUAAAGUCAGGACUAUGCACCAUCCAGGAGAGUUGCGAGUGUGGGAGGAGGCCUUGGCCCAGUGCCAGUUUGUCAGGCAGAGGCUGGAGGAGAUUCUGCUGGAGUCUGAUGAGAACCAGACAUCCCAGAAGCCUCCACUCAAGGAUGCUGGGGUGUUGAGGAAUUCGGAGGCCCCUUUGCAAGCUUCUUCACCCUGCAAAACCAUUGCCUCCUGGGAAGACAUGGCGACUGGGCCUUGGGAGGCAGGAGCUGCCAGUCAGGCACAGAGCACAGACAAUAACACUGGGAGUGACAGUGAAACUGUGAGCUGUUUUCAUCUCCAUUAUAUGCCUGGAGGGAAAUCCAGAAAAGGGGGAUGUGCACCUAUGGUGGUUGAUGGUUUAAACAUAGCGAAAAACUGUAAGAAAGAGUUCAGAGCUGACCUGUCAUCUCAAACACAGACAGAGGAAACCCAAACACACACACCAUUCAUAACAUCAUCCAGUGAAAAAAGGCCUUCUUGUACUCUUCAAAAUAAACUGACAGAAUCCAACGACUCUCCCACAAGGCUAAUAGCAAUCAUAGAUAAUGAUGCAGCAUUAAAAAACGCCCUAAAAACAAGGAAGUUUUCUUGCAAACAUCAUAGUGAUAGUGAUCUCAGAACCAUUGACCUAACCACAGGGGGUGACAAGUUGCCAUGGAAAGGAACCUUACGUCACUCACAUAGCGAGGGUUCCUGUGUGAGUUCUAAUUUACAAUCAACAUGCUGUCCUGUAUCUGUGCGCCAAAAACGUUCUACAGAUAAACCCAGCAUGCUGCAAGAUGACCAGGAAUCUAUAGAAUCUCACCAAGACAGCCUCUGCUCUGACUCUUCCAACGUGCAACUGGAAUGGAUCCAGAUGGGUAACAGAAGCAGGCCCAGGGUCUCUCUAGAUGACCACAGUCCUCAAGUGUCUCAUCAAGAGGGCUUCUGCUCAGGUGUGUCCAACCCCAUGGGAGGCUGGGAGGAAGAGGGGGGAAGCAGUGCGGUCCACCCAGAUGACACAGCCUCAGACUCCUUCCGGUUAGGCCCUGUAAUUCCAGACAGGAUGCAGGAAAGCUCAUCCUGCAGCCGUUUCACAGCACUGGAGAACGACAGUAAUGCACUUAAACUGCAGCACAUCAUGGAGGAGCUGUUGCACACAGAAAGAGAAUAUGUAAAGGCACUGUGCUAUGUCAUGGAGCACUACUUCCCAGAAUUGGAGCGUCCUGAUGUACCCCAAGACCUGAGAGGUCAGAGGGGAAACAUCUUUGGGAACCUUGAAAAGCUGAGAGACUUUCAUCAACACCACUUCUAAGAACUAGAAUUUUGCCUGAGAGAGCCAUUUCUUGUGGGACGUUGUUUUCUAAGACACAAAGAGAGUUUUGGUCUCUAUGCUCUCUACAGCAAGAAUAAACCUUGUUCCGACAACCUAUUGAUUCAUUAUGGAAAAGAGUUUUUCAAGCAGAAACAGCAGCAACUCGGGGAUAAGAUGGACUUGUCAUCAUAUCUGCUGAGACCUGUACAGCGAAUCAGCAAAUACAGCCUGCUUCUGCAGGACAUGCUUGGGGAGUGGGACUUGGGCUCACAUGAAGGUCAUGAGCGAGCUGAGAUACAGGCCGCACUAGAGGUCAUCCAAUUCCAACUUCGCCAUGGCAACAACCUUCUUGCCAUGGAUGACAUCCAGGAAUGUGAUGUGAACCUAAAGGAACAAGGGCAACUGAUCUGCCAAGAUGAGUUCUUGGUGUCAUUCAGGAAGAAGAAAUGCUACCGCCAUAUUUUCCUCUUUCAAGAUCUUAUCCUAUUUAGCAAGACUAAAAAAUCAGGUGGGAAUGACAUAUACAUCUACAAACAGUCCUUCAAGACAUCAGACAUAGGGAUGACACAUAACUGUGGUGAUAGUGGGCUGUGCUUUGAAAUUUGGUUUCGGAGGAGGAAAUUACAGGACACGUACACACUCCAGGCAGCAAGUCGUGAGAUGAAGGGAUCCUGGACCAAAGACCUGGAGAGGAUUCUGUGGGAGCAGGCUAUCCACAACAGGGAGGUUCGCAUGCAAGAGAGAGUGUUUAUGGGAAUUGGAUACAAGCCUUUUAUGGACAUUAAGCCCAGUGAAGCUGCCAUCUGUGACCGUGCCAUUAACUGUGCUCUAACUGGACAAGAGUGCAAGCCUGCAGUUUCCUCUGGGAUGUCUGACUCUCAAGUCAGAUUUCCUGCCCAGAGACCAAAUUCUACUGGUUCAACCAGCUGGACAUCAUCUGGUAGCCACUCACCUUCCUCUUCCUCCUCAUCUGGACGGUGCUCCAUGUCACCUGUCAGUGACCUGAUAGGUCUCAGUAGAAGAGGGGUUUCAGCACCUGGUCAUGGAAGACCUAAUUCUGGAGUCCUAGAAGAGUAUGACAUAGAGCAGGAAAAGGGCAUCCAAAUUCUGCUGGUGGACAGUUCAGAAUCUUCAGGAGAAAGUGUGAGUGGAUUCAGCAGCUCCAGCUACAUGUGUGAAGAACACUCAGAGAUAUCUAUCAUUGGUGUGAGGAAAGCAUGUGUCCAGAAAAUGGAGAAUAAUCACCAAAAAAAUAAGGACCAACCCAAAUCAUUUCCAAAACUACAAAACCAAAAGAGGGACCAACCACUUAAAAAGAUUCAAACAGAUAAUCAUAUGAGAACAUCAACUGAAGUUUAACUUUGACUGAUAUUAGUUCAACUAUGGCGCACUAUGGACCUUGGGAAAAGAUUGAAUAUGUCUGCUCUUCGUUAUUACGUGAGGAUAUUUGAUACCUUCUUAGACCAGGAAAGCUCAAUCCUGGAGACUGUGACAGGAGAUGGUGUAUAGCCAUGCAUCAUGCUAUUUAUUUAUUUUUUUAAUAACCCUUGUGGAAUCCACCUGUUUCUGUUUAAUCUUCUGCAAUGCAUUGUUUUUAUAGCCCAUUGUUUAACCAAGUUUGUACUGAAUCUUUAGUUUGUUAUCUAGGUUUAGUUCAUGGUUACAGUGUACAUUGUCAGUUAAAGUGUGUGUGUGUGUGUGUGUGUGUGUGUGAACAUGUUUGUGAAUGAGUGCUUUUUCUGUAAAGAUUCCACUGAAUCUAUUAGAUGCAAUCUUCCUUUUUCCACUUUUCGAUGUCUUAUAUAGUCUUCUGCUGACGAAACAGGUUAAGGUCAUAUAUGAAUCUGUUGGGGUUAGAGCAUUGUCAGUACAUCGUAUUAACUUACUUGUCUACGUUUCUGUGAAUGUUGUGAAACUAUUUUCCCCAGAAGUAUUCACAUGUGCAUAAAUGUGCACAAGUGCAUAAAAUGUGUGAAAUGAGGGAGUGGAUAUCUCAUGAUCUCAUGAACCAUGUAGAAUUUGUCAUUCUUCUCACUUGAAAAAAAUACAUGUCUUCCUUGAAAGAGGUUUGUCUACAGUUGCUACAUCUUAAUUGCUUUUUCAAAGCCUUUUUGUGAAAGUUUUCACAUGUGAUUGCUAUUUUCUGAAUUCUAAUAGGAAUGACAGUGAUAACUAUACAUAAUGUAACUAAUCUAUAUUUUAUAUCCAGUGCAUCAUAGUUUAAAUACAAUCAACAAAUAAUAAUGUAUAGUCCCAUCCAAAACAACUCAUUAAAAUGUAAACUUGUC